This is a messenger RNA of Populus euphratica (Euphrates poplar), 1770 nucleotides long. RefSeq names its product Cyclin B2;1 (gene CYCB2;1). NCBI's taxonomy places the organism in Eukaryota, Viridiplantae, Streptophyta, Magnoliopsida, Malpighiales, Salicaceae. The transcript is spliced from 11 exons. The coding region runs from base 188 to 1471 and encodes 427 amino acids. Gene Ontology annotation, molecular function: cyclin-dependent protein serine/threonine kinase regulator activity. The record is from RefSeq and is a predicted model, not a curated record. Gene Ontology annotation, biological process: mitotic cell cycle phase transition.
UUGGCUACACAAACCUCUCUUCUUUUAUUUCUCUAUCCGAGGUUGUAGAUUCCAGUGCAUUAUUCCAGCCUCUUCUUUUAAAUGCACGUAUUAGUGUCAAAUCUUUAAAGGAGAAGGGAAGAGACGAGGGUUUGCUUUUGUUGGUUCUUAAUAGUUUGGUGUGAUUAAUUGUUUCUUCAUUAACAAAAUGGAUGUAUCUAAUGGGAACAGUCUUAAUCUCACCAUCAAACCCACAGAUUUUCAAGAAGGAUUAGAGAUGGGUAACAGAAAGUUUGGACAGCAGAUUAAUAGGCAGAACAGGAGAGCUUUGAGUGUGUUGAAUCAGAAUUUUGUUGUAGGACAACAAGCAUACCCUUGCGUUGUUAACAAGAGAGGAUUGCAAGAAAACCAUGGUGUUUGUGAAGAACAUCGACCCGUUACAAGGAAGUUCGCUGCUCAAUUGUCAGGUACACAGCAGUAUUACCACCAGGAACUUAAGAAGCAGAAGCCAUCGGUUCAAAGAACAAAUGACUUUGGAGAUUGCAUAUUUGUUGAUGUGGAAGAAAACAGGGCAUCUACCGCAGACCAACCAGUACCAAUGUUCUUAGAGCAGACAGAAGCAAGGCCUGAUGAAAUGAACAAAAUGGAGGAGGUGGAAAUGGAGGAUAUAAUUGAAGAACCAAUUUUGAAUAUUGAUGAUUGUGAUGCAAAGAACCCACUUGCAGUUGUUGACUAUGUUGAAGAUUUGCACGCGUACUACAGAAAAAUGGAGAAUUGUAGCUGUGUAUCGCCGAACUAUAUGAUGCAACAAGCUGACAUUAAUGAGAAGAUGAGAGCCAUCCUAAUUGACUGGCUGAUUGAGGUGCAUGACAAGUUUGACUUAAUGAAGGAGACGUUGUUUCUAACUGUUAAUCUGAUCGAUAGAUUUCUAUCCCAGCAAACGGUGAUGAGAAAAAAGCUUCAGUUGGUUGGCUUAGUUGCUAUGCUCUUAGCAUGCAAAUACGAGGAGGUUUCUGUUCCAGUAGUGGGAGAUUUAAUUCUUAUAUCUGAUAAAGCGUAUGCUAGGAAAGAAGUCCUCGAAAUGGAAAAUUUGAUGCUUAACAAAUUGCAAUUUAACAUGUCAUUUCCUACACCAUAUGUUUUCAUGCAAAGGUUCCUCAAGGCUGCCCAGUCUGAUAAGAAGCUUGAGCUGCUGUCCUUCUUCUUGAUUGAGCUUUCACUCGUGGAGUACGAGAUGCUUAAGUUCCCACCAUCAUUGUUAGCAGCCUCAGCCAUCUAUACCGCUCAGUGCACCAUCUAUGGUUUCAAAGAGUGGAAUAGAACCUGUGAAUGGCAUAGCAACUACUCAGAAGAGCAGCUCUUAGAAUGUUCAAGAUUAAUGGUUGGUUUCCACCAGAGGGCAGGGACAGGGAAACUCACUGGAGUAUACAGGAAAUACAACACAUCCAAGUUUGGAUUUACUUCAAAAUGUGAAGCAGCACAGUUUCUAUAGCAAGGAAUAUGUGUACAGCUACUAACUUUACUUGAUUGGGGGUGGUGGGUGGGCAUUGCACACAAUAAUUAGCAACUUGGGUUGCUGCUGCUCUUGGGAAUUGAGAAUAUUUUGCGUUCUACAGCCAUUGUUGGUUUUUAUUAUGUUCUAAUUGGACAUAUUUCUGUUUCAUUGAAAACAAUAAUUGAUGGACAGUUCAUAAUUAUUGAAAGAAGUUUCAAAUUCUUGAUUGCUGCUUUAGCAGUAUGAGAAUUUGUGCAUUAUUUAAUUUAAUAAAAGGAUGGAUCUUUAAAAUUAAA